Messenger RNA from Brassica rapa (field mustard), 627 nucleotides. Its product is annotated as putative RING-H2 finger protein ATL61. Gene Ontology annotation, molecular function: transferase activity. Gene Ontology annotation, biological process: protein ubiquitination. The record is from RefSeq and is a predicted model, not a curated record. NCBI's taxonomy places the organism in Eukaryota, Viridiplantae, Streptophyta, Magnoliopsida, Brassicales, Brassicaceae.
AUGAAGCACAUUGUAAUAUACAUUUAUGCUAUCUCUAUAUUUAUUAUUGGCUUCCAGUAUUGCCUGUAUUGGGUUUUUCCUCGUGGUGACAAGAAUGCCCAAAGAGUUGUUUUGGUUGCUACUAUCGUUCUGGAUUCGCUUGGCUUCCUUGUACUACUGUGUGCCGGCGCUUAUAAACUUUACUUUGAUGAUGAUGAUGAUGAUGCCAACAAUGAUCAUGGUUUGGGUACAAGCGAUGACCAUCAUGUUAUCAACAUCACGGAGUUGGCCAGUGUUAACCCCUCCAUCCUCAUCCGAUCAAUCCCCGCCGUUGAUUUUAACCCUCGGAACUUUGAGUUUGAGGACGGCGUCGAGUGUGUCGUUUGUCUCUCUGAGCUCGCCGAAGGAGACAAAGCCAAGCUCUUGCCGAGCUGUAAACACUGGUUUCACGCACAUUGCAUCGACGCUUGGCUUGAGUCGCACGCCACUUGCCCUAUCUGCAGAACGAGAGUUCGCCUGUUCCAAACUAACGAACCAAGUUCCGGCAAUCUAACUUGUUCUGAUGAGCAUUCAGCAGAUGUGACGGCGGUUGUUGUAGACAUCCCGACAACCUUCCAAGUCGGAGAUUUGGGCCCAUCACAUCCCUGA